GUCAGGAGUAGCAUCUUGACAAUGACGAUACGUUCCCAAGGGGUUUGGAUUGUCACAGAGGGAAUAGGCUCGGUUGGUUACUCUGUGGUUGGAUGUACAACCGGAAUAAACAAGAACUGUAUCGACGUAAUAGCACAUGUCUUUCCCUCUGGAAUGAUAAAAGGCUUUGUGGUGUUGAUUGAAAAGGACACUCGAUGCCAACGGAAUUGUCUUUAAAAGCACGAGGGUUCAAAAUGGUGGCAUAAGCUGGACGCAAACGGUUGCAUGCAGCAAUGCUCAAAAUAUUGGCGUUAAUCCCAAUCUGGGCUAGGCAAUAGAAAGCUCACCAAUGACCUCAUCAUCUG
Trematosphaeria pertusa is the source of this 344-nucleotide messenger RNA. RefSeq lists its product as uncharacterized. Bases 22 to 216 code for a protein of 64 amino acids. NCBI's taxonomy places the organism in Eukaryota, Fungi, Ascomycota, Dothideomycetes, Pleosporales, Trematosphaeriaceae. The transcript has a single exon. The record is from RefSeq and is a predicted model, not a curated record.